UUCCGCCUCACACACACACACACACACACACACACACUCUCUCUCUCUCUCUCUCUUUAUUCUGCGUGUGGGUAUUAAAGUCAUGGCGUUCACUCUGCACGGUGCGGUGAAGAAGAAAGUCUGCUAUUAUUACGACGGUGAUAUUGGUAAUUAUUAUUAUGGACAGGGUCACCCCAUGAAGCCUCACCGAAUCCGCAUGACACACAACCUGCUGUUGAACUACGGCUUAUACCGGAAGAUGGAGAUAUAUAGGCCUCACAAAGCAACAGCAGAUGAAAUGACAAAGUACCACAGUGAUGAUUACAUCAAGUUCCUGCGCUCCAUCAGACCAGACAACAUGUCCGAGUUCAGCAAACAGAUGCAGCGCUUUAAUGUGGGUGAGGACUGUCCGGUGUUUGAUGGACUCUUUGAGUUUUGUCAGCUCUCCACAGGUGGUUCAGCAGCCGGUGCGGUGAAGCUGAACCGACAGCAGACCGACAUUGCGGUGAACUGGGCCGGAGGUUUACACCAUGCUAAGAAGUCAGAAGCGUCCGGAUUCUGCUACGUUAAUGACAUUGUUCUGGCCAUACUGGAGCUGCUCAAGUACCACCAGCGGGUGCUGUACAUCGACAUUGAUAUUCACCAUGGCGAUGGGGUGGAGGAGGCGUUCUACACCACUGACCGUGUCAUGACCGUCUCCUUCCACAAGUACGGAGAGUACUUUCCUGGAACUGGAGACCUGCGGGAUAUCGGGGCAGGUAAAGGUAAAUACUAUGCAGUGAAUUUCCCUUUGAGAGAUGGAAUAGAUGACGACUCGUAUGAACAGAUCUUCAAACCUGUGAUGGCGAAGGUGAUGGAGAUGUACCAGCCCAGUGCUGUAGUGCUGCAGUGUGGAGCUGACUCUCUCUCAGGAGAUCGACUCGGCUGCUUCAACCUGACCAUCCGCGGUCAUGCUAAGUGUGUGGAGUACAUUAAGACCUUUAAUCUGCCAUUGCUGAUGUUGGGUGGUGGAGGUUACACUAUCCGUAACGUUGCCCGCUGCUGGACCUAUGAAACUGCCGUCGCCUUGGAUACGGACAUCCCUGAUGAGUUGCCAUAUAAUGAUUAUUUUGAAUAUUUUGGUCCGGACUUUAAGCUGCACAUCAGUCCAUCUAACAUGACCAACCAGAACACUCAGGAGUACAUGGACAAGAUCAAGCAGCGUCUGUUUGAGAACUUGCGGAUGUUACCCCACGCCCCCGGGGUUCAGAUGCAGCCCAUUCCAGAGGACAGUGUUCCUGAUGACACUGCAGACGAGGAUACUGAGGACCCGGACAAACGCAUGUCCAUCCGGGCCUCAGACAAGAGGAUUGCGUGUGAUGAAGAGUUCUCGGACUCUGAGGAUGAGGGAGAAGGGGGACGCAGAAACGUGGCCAAUCACAAGAAAGGAGUGAAGCGGGCGAAAGUGGAGGAUGACCGGAAGGAGGCGGAGGAGAAGAAAGGAGAAGUGAAGGAGGAGGAGAAACCAAAGGAGAUCAACCUGGACAAACAUGACUCGAAAAGUGUAAAGACUGAACAGACCAGCAGUACCUGAGUAGGGGGUGCACAUCAUCUGUCUCACCCUCAUUAUAUAUUUAUUACUGAAAGAACUGUAUGUGUGUGAGUGUGUGUGUGAGUGAGUGUGUGUGUGUGUGUGCGAGUGAGUGAGUGUGAGUGUGUGUGUGUGAGU
Messenger RNA from Hemibagrus wyckioides, 1687 nucleotides. RefSeq names its product histone deacetylase 2. NCBI's taxonomy places the organism in Eukaryota, Metazoa, Chordata, Actinopteri, Siluriformes, Bagridae. The transcript is spliced from 14 exons. Bases 83 to 1552 code for a protein of 489 amino acids. The record is from RefSeq and is a predicted model, not a curated record. Gene Ontology annotation, molecular function: histone deacetylase activity.